GGCGACCUGCGUCACUGAUCGGAAAAUUUGCUCAACGCGGUUUCUGAAAGCGACGCAUAAUAUAUAAUCGAAUUCGAAGCACAGUAGCACACUAAUGCAGAAUCAAAAUCUCCCCAAUUUCCUUUAUGAUCGAAUCCCUAAAAUUCAAGCAAUGUCUAUGCUCGUGGACUGUCCUAACUGCCGUACAACGUUGAAUCUACCGGAGGGAGCCAGAUCGAUAAGAUGUUCUGUAUGCCAAACCGUUACUAAAAUCGCUGACACCGUUGUACCCUCUCUUCGCCCUUCUCCGUUUGCUGAUGUGACGGGGUAUGCGCCUUCACCAUCGCCUUACACUAAUGCUCCGCCGUAUCCUUACGGCGUUUCUCCGUUUCCGGGUCUAGCGGCGCAUGUUCCUUCGCCUUACAACAAUGCUCCGUCAUCUCCUUCCGCUGUUACAGCGUAUCCUGGUCUAGUGCCACAUAUGCCUUCACCGUCGCAUUUGAGCUAUUCCCCGCCGUCCGUAUAUGGUAGGAAGAAGGCGGUGAUCGUCGGCGUAUCGUAUAAGAACACUAGUCACGAACUUAAAGGAUGCCUUAAUGAUGCUAAAUACAUGAAAUACCUUCUGAUCAAGACAUUUCAGUUUCCCGAAUCUUCUAUUCGUAUGCUCACUGAAGAAGAAACAGACUCUAGCAGGAUCCCAACAGCACGUAACAUGAGGACUGCACUCUCUUGGCUAAUCGAAGGAUGUCAACCAGGAGACUCUCUCGUCUUUCACUUUUCCGGCCACGGUUCACGGCAGAGGAACCUCAACGGCGACGAGCUUGAUGGGUAUGACGAAACCUUGUGCCCCUUGGAUUUUGAAACAGAAGGUAUGAUCAUUGACGACGAAAUCAACGCAACAAUCGUCAGACCUCUUCCUCUGGGAGCCAAACUUCAUGCAAUCAUCGAUUCUUGCCAUAGUGGGACUGUUCUAGAUCUCCCAUUCCUCUGCAGAAUGAACAGUUCUGGGCAUUACGAAUGGGAGGAUCAUCGUCCUACAGCACCAGGCAUAUAUAAGGGUAGUAAUGGAGGCGAAGUCAUUUCGAUCAGCGGAUGUGACGAUGAUCAAACAUCUGCUGAUACAUCGGCGUUAUCAAAAAUCACAUCAACAGGAGCGAUGACGUUCUGUUUUAUAGAAGCUAUAGAACAUGGAAACGCGUCUACUUAUGGAAGCUUGUUAAGUUCAAUGCGUAACACCAUCCGUAAUGCAUCAAGAGGGUUUGGUUCUGCGAAUUCUGUGCAUGAUAUGCUGUCAAGUAAUCGUGGGUUCACUCAGGAACCACAAUUGACUUCAUGUGAGCCUUUCGAUGUGUAUGCAAAACCAUUCUCCUUCUGAUCUUCAUAUUUGAUGAAGACGCACAUUCUAGUUGAGUACAGUUUGUAGAAUUUGUCCCUGUGUGUGUGUGAUUGCUAACUGUAAAGAAGUCAGUAUCUUUAUAAGUGUGGAUAUAUAUUAGCUUUCUUGCUACCAUAUGAUGGCUUGUAACAAAGAUAUAUUAGAUUUGGA
Messenger RNA from Lactuca virosa, 1525 nucleotides. NCBI's taxonomy places the organism in Eukaryota, Viridiplantae, Streptophyta, Magnoliopsida, Asterales, Asteraceae. The record is from the annotation of a GenBank genome assembly.